AUGGCUUCUCCUCUCACUGAAUCAACUCUUAUCUCGAAGCUUGAAACCUCUGAUUCCCCUGGAAUUUACGCCCUAGUUUCCGAUUACCUCCGUCCCUUCUCAGAUAUUAAUUCUCCCUCUUCCAACAAUGAUCAAACCCUAAUUCGACAAUUAGCGAAACAUUUUAUUUCAUUCAUCAACACCUCCCUAUCAAUUCUCCCGAAACGUCUUCCAGGUAUUUCAAAAUCCAACGAGGUUUUAAUACUCGAGUUAUUCAAAACAUAUUUUCUGUGUUUGGAUUGUUUAGAAGUAGUGUUUCCUCAUUUGGAUUCCAAGCCCUCAGCAAUCCAUUUCCGAAGACUUCGAUUGGUUCGUUGUUUUGAGUUAUGUGAUCGGUUCCACGAGGCUGAAGCUGAAGGAUUUAGGCUUUUAAAGAGGCUGCUCCCAGGAGUGAAAAGGAAGAAGAUUCUUCCAGAUAUUGGCAAAAUUGGUGGAGAUGAUAAAGAUUCAUUCUCGUUGUUGGUUGUUGAGAUUGUUGUGACCUUAGUGAGGUGUGCAUCAAAGGCUUCUUCUCAUAAAGAGGAUGACUACUUCAAAAGAGUGCUUCAAUUGAUGGAUGAAGUAAAACCAUGGCUUAUGGGUUUGGAUUGCAAUUCGUAUGAAAAGUUUCAUAAGUUGUUAGUAUAUCACUUGGGUAAAUGUGCUUUAAAUUUACUCGAGAAGAAGACGUCAUUCUCUGAUAAAGACUUGCUGAUCACUUUUUGCCGAACGGCAUUGAUUAAGUAUGCAAAAUCUUCAAUUAAAGAUCAAUUGUUUAAGAUUGCCCAAAACAUGUGCUCCUUAUUUUUCAAGUGGGAGGAAAAUAAAUUCUUGUAUGUCAUGGAUAUACUGGACUGUGUUGCUCCUAAAAGCAAGGUUGAAGAAAAAAAUGCUGGAAUAGAGUUUGCUAAACUUGUAUAUCAUUGUGCCGUUAAAUGUCAGACUGCAAAUGCAAGUUUUUGCGAUACAUUUGCGGCCUAUCUGAACAAAACAGCAGAGCAUUAUAAACAGUUUAUGAGACCCCUUAAUUCAAUAUUGCGGCUCUAUGCUGCGGGGUUGCUCCUUGUUAACUGUAAUUUGAGGUCAAGAGCCGAAGAUCUUGUAUCCCCGGGCAUUGUGAAAUUUGAAUGUUUGUUGGGAGCUUUACUUGAAAAUAAGAAAAUACUACAAAGUUCACCACCUUUGCUCGGCUCCUUGCAUAUUUGCAGCAGAAGUAGUUUUAUGUCAUCCAGUGUUGUAGACCCACAAUUUGACGGCCACACAUGCACACAGUCAUCUUCUGAUUGUGAUGAUUCCACCACAUACCUAUCCUCUUACAUACAAGCAUUGGACUUUCUAUGCCAACCGCUUGCUAAAACAAUAAAUUCAGAAAGGAAACAGUUAGUAACUGGAAAGGACGAUGCUUCUGCUAUGACUAUGCUUUCAAUUGUUGAAGACGUAUUUCAUGCGUUUUGCCAAUUUACUCUUCAUAGUCCGAGUUUGAAAUUUGAAAAGAAUGAUAACAUAGUUGACAAAAGUAGUAAAACAGUGCCCUCGGUAACUUUGGCAGCUUUCACUCUUUCCAUCAGAACCAAUCUUAAAAUCCAGGAAAGCAAACAAUUGAUUAAGCAUAUCAGUGAUAGCAAGUGGAUUGAUACAGAAUGGUUUAAAUACAUAAUUGAUUGUCUCUAUAGUAUCGGCAUAGUUUUGUACAAAAACAAGCAGCCAAAAGAGGCUUCAAAGGUUCUAAAUUUGUGCUGCAAAACAUCAUGGCUUUAUAUUAAACACCAUUGUGGUAAUCUCUCAGAAGGUGCUUUGAACGAGUUUGUAAUGGAUGUUUACACAAGAAAUGCCACACUUUUAGUUAUUCUUGAUGAAACCAACAAUAUUAAGAUAACAAAGAAAUUGAUUGACACCCUUAAAAACUGGUCGAGUGCUAACGAUCUGUUUGAGAAGCUUCCAGUUCCUAUACCUGUGUUGAAGAUGUGGGUGAAGAAAGAAUGCAAACGUUUUCAGGAUGUUGGUGAGAGAGUUGAUUCUCCAAGCUUAUUAUACAGCCUAUUGUCGUCUAACACUGAAUUUUCAAAGACGAACAUUGGCACAAUCUUAGAGCAGGAGCUUACUGCAUACGAGGAGAUGACUGAUUACUGCCCAGAAUUUUGUCAGAAAAUGCAAAUGAAAAUCACAAACAUCCUCCUUCAAAAGAUAUAUAUCACGCCAAACAGUUUCUUUCAAAAGGCACAAACUCUAGUCAGAAAGGGAAAGGCAUUCAGGUUAUACGGCAUAGUUGGUCUUCGGGACUGCAUUCAGUGUUUGUCAGAAGCAAUCAUAAUAAUGAAGGAGAUUUCUGGUGAGAUGUGUACCAAAUCAAUUCCCAUUUAUCAUGAGUUGUGUGUGGCAUAUUGUCUACGUGCACUAUGUACCCAGGAAGCUACACCUUGUUCACAGUUAAAGGGUUUCAUGGAGCUCUUCAAUGAUGCAUACCGGUUGGUUAUCAGAUUGUUCAAAUUGAAGAAUGUCUCAACUGAGAAGUGGUUGACCUUAUUGUGGGAAAGUAGAAGGCUCAGUUACGCUCUUUGUGUUUCACCUGUGAACGAGGCAUUCAUCAAGAACUCAUUGGAUGAGUUCAGCGAUCUUUCAAAUAUUAAUUUCUGGAUGCAUAAUCUUAAAGGAAACGAAUCCUCAUUUAUAGGGUUUCAACAAAAUUUCUCAUUUUUGUUUGCAAGCUCUCAUAAGAAUUCUUGCGAUCAUGGGAGCACUUUUCAAGUAGAAAUCACAGUUGAAGAAGUUCAAAAAGCUGUCCUCAAACUAAUUUCAAAUGUUCCUGUUCCAAAUCAUUGCACUUUUCUUGCUGGAUAUCUUUACGGUGACUUGAGCCAAAGACUCGUCGCAAAUGGGAAGUUAUUAGAGGCUCUUUCAUUUGCAAAAGAGGCUCAUAGAUUACAUGACCAGCUCUUUAAAGUGAAAUACAGGCACAUUUUUCAGAAGCAUAUUGAAGCGAACAAUAUACCUGUUAAUUUUUCGAAGAAACUUAUGGAUCGUAUUGAUCAAAUUGAAGUGGACAUGUCAGUUGUCAGGGAAAUGUUUCUAUUUGAUUCAAAAUCAUGGGACUUGAAAGACAAUUAUUUGAGUCCGUGGAAAAUUAUGCAGUGUUACCUUGAGAGCACUCUUCAGAUAGGAAACAUCUAUGAAAUUCUCGGAGAUGGAAAUAAGGCCGAAACCUAUCUUCAAUGGGGGAAAGCAAUAUCGUGUUCACUUCAAUUGCCUUUGUUUAUAGUUGCUUUUUCUUCCCUCUUAGGAAAACUGUACGUUACGAAAAAAAUUUGGGAUUUGGCAGAAAAGGAACUUCUAUAUGCUAAGAAGAUUUUGGAUGAUAACAACACGCCAUUUUGUUGUUCAAAGUGUAAACUAAUACUUGAAGCUACUCUUUAUGGUUAUCGUGGAGAUUUAUUUCAAAGUAAAUUUAACGCCCGUGAUGAGGGUAUUUCUACAGAGUUUGCAAAAAAAUUGUACAUAACAGCUAUGAAUAAAUUAACUAUUUCUGAAUGGAAAAACCCUCUGAGUUGUCCUGAAGACGAUGGUGAUGCAACUAUAACAGAUGCAAAAUGUGCUGCUGGAAAGACUUGUACUUGCUCCAUAAUGAAUGAAGCAAAAUUAGGGCCAGGAACCAAGGUUGGACCUAAACCAAAUACAAAGUCUAAAAAAGAAGCCAAAGUUAUAUCCAAGGAACCAAACAUAGUAGUUGAGAGUACAACAAGGAUAACUCGUUCUCGAUAUAGAGCUAUGCAGAAGCAAAAUACAAGCAUUUCUAGGAAGUUAGAAGUCAAUGAAAAUGUGGAAGGGAACCAAAUUUCUGGUCCAUCUGAUAUGCUUAGUCAGAAGGAGUCAAUUUUGACGGGGAUAGGUUGCAGCAUUUCUUCAAAGUGUACGAUAACAUGUGAUUUAUCUAAAAUGAAGUGUUGGAACUGCCUUCCAUCUGAAGUUUUGAAAUCUGGGUUGUUAAAUGAUUUUAUUAUUCUUAAAUGGGAGUUUGUCCGCAGGAAACUUUCAAUGAAGCUACUCACUCGAGUAGUGAAGUGUUUUGCAUAUCCUCGUCAAAUCGAUGAAGCACGGGAAAUUCUUCUAAGUAGCAUAUCACUUCUGUUUGGAAGAAACUCAUUCUGCCACACGUUUUCAUCAAUUCCUCUAGAUUAUUUUCACCAAAUGGUUGCAAAGGAGAUACCAGGAGAUGUAUUUGCUAUUGAGCGUGCAGAGAUAGUUUAUAGCAUAAGUUGGCAUUAUUUGAAAUGCUAUAAUUCCAAAUUUACAAGAACCAUAUUUUGUGAUCGAUCUCACAUCAAGUUUGAAGACAUAGCUUCUUGGCUGAUGGUGUCUAACUUACUUGCUGUGGUGUAUGCGGUUUCUUCAUUGAGUGAACAAUUUUCUAUGCCGUCUUUAAGCAAGGUUUUAGAUGAAAACUAUUGGUCUUCGUACUUCCACCAAGCUGCAAUUGGAACUUAUCCUACAUACCAAUUUAUUUCACAUUUAACUGAACGAUGCAAGGGUCCAUUUGUUACUGGAUCUUCUUGCAUGAAAGAAGGCACAAUUGAUUCACUAAGAAUUGCUCCUGAUUCCACCAUAGAUCUUACAGAAUAUGUGAAGAAGUUUUUUGCUAGUCUCCCACUCACAAUCAUCAUCAGUAUAAGUUUGCUUCAAAAUGAAUAUACUAGUUUACUACAGGACUUGUUGCCUUGUCCUACACGUGUUCGCGCAUGGAUGUUGGUUUCACGACUGGAUUAUAAGACUGAACCUGUUGUGAUGUUAUUGCCACUAGAUUCUAUUUUACCAGACAAGGGUGAUCUGGAUACUAGUUCAGAAUUUUUUCAAAUGUGUGGGAAACCUAGUAAAACUUGGCGUUGCCCAUGGGGUUUUGCAAUGGUUGAUGACAUUGCACCAGCCUUCAAAGCCAUUUUGGAAGAUAAUUUCUUGUCAUUUUCAUCUAAUUUUGAAAAUACAGAACAUAAUAGGAUGUUAUGUUGGAAGCAAAGACUCAACAUUGAUCGUCGUCUUGAAAAGUUUUUGAGGAAUAUUGAAGAUUUGUGGUUUGGUUCAUGGAAAUGCUUGCUUCUUGGAGAAUGGUUGAAUCGCAAUUACUUUGACUCCGUGCUUAAAAAUCUUGUGAAUGAUCUACGGUCUAAGUGCAACUUAGAGGUAAAUGAAGGUCUUCUUAAAAUUAUUCUUGGAGGCUCAAAGAAAGACUUCUGCUUUGAUAAAGGAGGUUAUUGUGAGGAAGCAAGGAGUGGAAUAUUUGGAAAUGCAGCCCAUAAAUUAAUUUCAUCAGAGGUUGCUUUUGAACUAUUAAAUGACGCCUUUUAUGUGCUAGAAGUGGAUGACUCUAGGAAUAGAGAGCCUGUAAUUCUUGUGUUGGAUUCUGAGGUGCAGAUGAUCCCUUGGGAAAAUUUGCCGAUACUAAGGAAUCAAGAAGUUUAUCGCAUGCCUUCAGUUAGUAGCAUCUUUGCUGUUUUUGAUAAAGGCAACUACCAAAAGGUUCAAGUGGGAAGGAAUUCGGCGCCCUUUCCUUCUAUAGAUCCUCUUGAUGCUUUUUAUUUAGUAAAUCCAGGUGGUGAUCUUGUUGGCACUCAAAUUAAAUUUGAGAGUUAUUUUAGAGAUAAAAACAUUGAGGGAAAGGCAGGAUCUAAACCGGUCGUAAAGGAAAUGAUUUCUGCAUUGGAAAGUCAUGAUCUUUUUAUAUAUGUUGGACAUGGAAGCGGAGUACAAUACAUUCCCAUACAUGAGAUUCAGAAACUUCAGCAAUGUGGGGCUACAUUUCUAAUGGGGUGCAGCAGUGGUUCAUUGACCUUAUAUGGGAGCUAUGCGCCGCAUGGUGUUCCUUUGUCAUAUCAGCUGGUUGGUUCUCCAUUCGUUGUUGCCAAUCUAUGGGAAGUAACAGAUAAGGAUAUAAAUCUAUUUAGCAAGGUUAUGCUUGAUGCUUGGUUGAAAGAAAGGUCCAAAGUUACAAUGCAAUGCUUGCAGUGCAACUUACUAUCAGAAAAAUUUGAGGCCAUUAAUUUGAAGGGCGGGAAGGGUAGAGCAAAGAGAAAAGUCCCAAAGAAGAAAUCAUUAAAGUCGCCUGAGAGUGAUUCACUUGAGAAUAAGUGUAGCCACAGACGCACGAUUGGGGCUUUUAUGGGUGAGGCGCGUAAUGCUUGCGUCCUUCGUUUCUUAAAUGGGGCAGCUCCCAUAUGCUAUGGUGUUCCUACUGGAAUUUCGAGGAAAAAGGAUAUAUAG
This is a messenger RNA of Medicago truncatula (barrel medic), 6264 nucleotides long. RefSeq names its product separase. NCBI's taxonomy places the organism in Eukaryota, Viridiplantae, Streptophyta, Magnoliopsida, Fabales, Fabaceae. The coding region runs from base 1 to 6264 and encodes 2087 amino acids. Gene Ontology annotation, biological process: meiotic chromosome separation; proteolysis. Gene Ontology annotation, molecular function: cysteine-type endopeptidase activity. The record is from RefSeq and is a predicted model, not a curated record. Gene Ontology annotation, cellular component: cytoplasm; nucleus; mitotic spindle. The transcript has 27 exons.